AAAUCGAAACCCUAACCCCAUUACAGAGAGAGGGAGAGAAGAGGAAAACCCUAACCUUAUCGUCGCCAUCUGUAUCUGAAGAUGCAGAUCUUCGUAAAAACCCUAACGGGUAAGACCAUCACGUUGGAGGUUGAGUCCUCGGACUCGAUCGACACCGUCAAAUCCAAGAUUCAGGACAAGGAAGGGAUCCCGCCGGACCAGCAGCGCCUCAUCUUCGCCGGCAAGCAGCUCGAGGACGGCCGCACGCUCGCGGACUACAACAUCCAGAAGGAGUCGACGCUCCAUCUUGUCCUCCGCCUGCGGGGCGGCGCCAAGAAGCGCAAGAAGAAGACGUACACAAAACCCAAGAAGAUCAAGCACAAGAAGAAGAAGGUGAAGCUCGCAGUUCUUCAAUUCUACAAAGUCGACGAUUCCGGCAAGGUUCAACGGCUGAGGAAGGAGUGUCCCAACACCGAGUGUGGGGCCGGCACCUUCAUGGCCAACCAUUUCGAUCGCCACUACUGCGGUAAAUGCGGUCUCACUUACGUUUACCAGAAGGCUGGCGGCGAGUAGGCCGUCGCUGGAUUUAGGGUUUUCGAAUCUUUAAUUUUGAAUUCUAGGGCGGAUGCUUUGGUAAUGAUAGAGUUUUGGACCUGUUUGGAUGUCUUUUCUUUAAUAUAGUAGUGAUGAAAUGGAGCUUGAUUUAAGACUUAUGGUUGAUUUUAUGGAAAUGAAGUAGAAUUUUUUUUCUGCUCUUUCUUUUGAAGAUCUAUACUAGUUUUGAAAGCUUUGACUCA
Messenger RNA from Magnolia sinica, 776 nucleotides. Its product is annotated as ubiquitin-ribosomal protein eS31 fusion protein-like. Gene Ontology annotation, cellular component: nucleus; cytoplasm; ribosome. Gene Ontology annotation, biological process: protein ubiquitination; modification-dependent protein catabolic process; translation. The transcript has a single exon. The coding region runs from base 82 to 552 and encodes 156 amino acids. The record is from RefSeq and is a predicted model, not a curated record. NCBI's taxonomy places the organism in Eukaryota, Viridiplantae, Streptophyta, Magnoliopsida, Magnoliales, Magnoliaceae. Gene Ontology annotation, molecular function: structural constituent of ribosome; ubiquitin protein ligase binding; protein tag activity.